UCUGAGACCAAUUUGUACCCCACCGCACAUCGCCCUGCGUGGCUCUUUGUCAUUUACAUGCGUGCAUACAACCCCCGUCAGAAACCCGGUGUAACAUCAGGUUUCUCCGGUGCAAACAAAGGUAGGGACCCGGUUCGUCUGAUCCCGGGCCUCCACAGUCCCUGACACCGGUUCAGUCCGGUGUCGCGGCUCCGUUAAAUGUACGUUACGGAGGUGGUGAAGCCGCUAAUCGGCCCGUUACCGAGUGAAUUCUGACCCGCACAUUGUCUCUUCAGCCCCGCUGGAGGUAACAUGGCUCUCCAUCCACACACAGACAACAACACUACAACCGGCCAAUCACAUCUCUCUGUCGGUUCUCCGCCGCGGAAACGGACAACCAAUCAGCGGCCUGAGAGCCGCAGCAAUAAAGAGCGGAGCGCCAAUCGGCUGUCUGUCUGGAUCUGCUGGGGAAACAAACAGCCAAUCAGCUUCCUGUCUGCGCUACACGGAGUGACUUGCCUGGCCAAUGAGCGCUCUGUCUGGCUGCACCGAGGGGGUGAGCGUCUGCCGAGGCCCAAUCAGCGGCUCAGUGCUGCCUGCCGGUGCCGGGGACUGGUGGUGAGGAGCCGCUGCAGCGCGUCAGGACCGGACCGUGAACCCCGGAGACGGUACACACUGAGGCGAAAGGAGACACAGGAUGGAGCGGAUGUCUGAGGAGGCGCUGAGGCUCAACCUGCUGAAGCGAGGCCUGGAGUCACCCAGCGAGCGAGAGGAAGCGCUGGCCAAGCGCCUCAAGAUGGAGGGCCACGAGGCCAUGGAGCGCCUCAAGAUGCUGGCAUUACUCAAACGUAAGGACCUAGCUGACCUAGCAGCCCUGGAGGUCGCGGGGCCCCUGGGAGACGGGAAGGGCCCCGGAGCCAGCUCCCUCCACCACCAGAGCCUAAUGGGUGCUGCUUAUGAGGAGAAGAUGAACGGGAGUCUGCGGCUGGGAGGCCACAGCGGCCAUGUUGGACCCAGUAAGAACGGGAAGGAGAACAUCCUGGAUGAGCCGGUGGACAUGAGCGCUGGGAGAAGAUGUGAUUCGGAGCAUGACAGAAGAACUCCGUCUCCGGACGUCAUCAUCCUGUCAGACAACGAGGCGUCCAGUCCCAGAACCACACCUCGCCCUGAGGAGCGCCUGCACCAGGCCAACCUGGACAUGUUCAAGGGGAAGACGGGAGAGGAGAGGCAGCAGAUGAUCAAAGCUCUGAGGGAGGAGCUGCGUCUGGAGGAGGCUCGUCUGGUUCUGCUGAAGAAGCUCAGACAGAGUCAGAUGCAGAAGGAGAACGUGGUGCAGAAGGUCCCGGUGGUCCAGAACGCCGCGUCCUCCGUUCAGCCCCCUCCCAUCCACAGCUCUCCUGGCCUGGGGAAGCUGCCUGUGAGGCCGGGCCUGCACAACCCUGAGCCCCAGAACCUCCGCACCGCACAGGGUCACACAGUCAUCAGGUCAGCAGCUAAUGCUAACCUGCCGCCCAUGCUAAUGUCCCAGCGAGUGAUAGCCCCCAACCCCGCCCAGCUGCAGGGCCAGAGGGUCUCCUCCAAGCCUGGGAUGUCUCGCUCCAGCUCCAGCAGCAUGGCCAACGCCGUCAGCUACCAGCAGGUAUGGACUCAUUCAGAGCCCAGCUACAGCACACCUGAUCACUGCCAUCACAGGUCACAGGUCACCACAGGUCACCACAGGUCACCACACGUCACCACAGGUCACCACAGGUCACCACAGGCCAGCCAGCAGGUGGCAGCGUCCCAGCGCUCAGGCUCCAGCGCCAUGUACAUGAACCUGGCCCACAUGCAAGCAGCGGCGGCGGCGGGGGCCGGCGGGGUAGCCGGCGGCCUGGGCGGGUCUUCGGCCGUCAGCCCGUCCACCAUGUCUGGGUCGGCCAGCGGAGGGGUGAGCUCCAUGGCCGACCAGGCCAGCAGCCAGGCGGCGGCCAAGCUGGCCCUCAGGAAGCAGCUGGAGAAAACCCUGCUGGAGAUCCCUCCCCCGAAACCCCCCGCCCCGCUCCUCCACUUCCUGCCCUCCGCCGCCAACAGCGAGUUCAUCUACAUGGUGGGCCUGGAGGAGGUGGUGCAGAGUGUGCUCGACAGUCAGGGUAAACUCAGAGGGACGCUGGCCCGCAUGGAGCCGUUCUUCUGCGCCCAGUGCAGAACCGACUUCACCCCUCACUGGAAGCAAGAGAAGAGCGGGCGAAUCCUCUGUGAGCAGUGCAUGACGUCCAAUCAGAAGAAGGCUCUGAAGGCGGAGCACACCAACAGGCUGAAGAACGCCUUCGUGAAGGCUCUGCAGCAGGAGCAGGAGAUCGAACAGAGGCUGCAGCAGCAGGCCGCCCUCUCUCCCAGCUCGGUCCCGACCGGCCCCAACGCCUCCAAGACUGACUCCAUGAUCCGACAUCAUGCCCUCCGCCAGGCUCCUCAGCCUCAGGCCUCCCUGCAGCGAGGUCUGUCCAACUCGGCGCGAGGCGUCCUGUCAAACUUCGCUCAGGCCUCCCAGCUGUCGGUGGCCAGCAGCCUCAUGGGAAUGACCAGCGCCAAGCACUGCGGCAGCGGCGGAGGCGGCGGCAGCAGUAGCAGCAACAGACUGCAGCACGACAGCCGUCGCCAGAUCUACAACAUCCCAGGGUUAAAUAUUGCCUAUCUGAACCCAGCGGCAGUCGGAGCCCAUAAGAGCUCCAGCUUAGCGGACCGGCAGAGAGAGUACCUGUUGGACAUGAUCCCACCUCGAUCCAUAUCGCAGUCCAUCACCGGACAGAAAUGAGCCCCGACCAGCCCUCCUGCCCCACUGAUGCCACCCUCAUCCUGCCCUCCUACCCCCACCCCCACCCCCCAUACUGAAGCACUCCCAGUUCAACCAACAUCCCCACCCCCAGCCCCAUCGCAUGCAGUGCCUGUCCGUGUGCCUACCUUAAACCAACCCAUGAAAACCCACCAAGUUGGACAAAGACACUAAACUGUCGGUGCAUCUCAAAUGUUCUUAUGAUAGUAAAAAUCUUCUUCGUCAGCGUUGUUUAACAAUUAUAAUUCCCAUUAUUAUCGCUGUUGGUAGCACUAUUAUUAUACCUUGCUUCAGUUACUCUUACUCAUUAUGCUUUUUUCUUUUGUAAGUGUUUGGUCCAUUUUUUGUUUCUCUGCUGUCGCUCCUUUACUGCAGGAGAGACGGCGAACCAUCGUAGGGUCGCCUCCGACCUCAUAGAGGAUUUCUUCUCAAUUAUAAAGCUUAGAUGUGACUAUUGCUAGUAACAGAAGAUCAACAGGGUGCAUUCUGGUUGCUAUGCAACAUAAAGUUUAAUAACUUUAGCUCGCUAACUUGAAGUAACAAGGAAGAUUCUGAUAGGAACAAAAACAAAGUUGGUAACUGCUCCGCCUGCUCUUGAAAAGAGGAUGAAGAGCCUGUUCUAAAAAUGGAGAAUGUGAGGGGGGGGGGGGUUACGGGGUGGGGGGGGCAUGAAAUCGAGAGCAAAGCACCAACACUCGUAUCAUCACGUCAAAAGGUUCGAUUCAAGAGCUGACACACAACCACGGUCCAACCUGGAGAUCAGGGCAGCGUCACAGCGAAUGAACUGAAGUGACUGACGAAGGUGCACAUGUGUACAAAGAGAAUCCCAUGUGAUCCUUCACUGGUCGCCCCCCCCCCCCCCCCCCCCCCCCCCACCCCUCAUCACCCUCCUCACUCCACAUGUUACAGAUAUGAACUGUUACCAGGUGGGUGUGUGCGGGACUUCCUGUAAUUGUACUAAUCAGGACUGACGGACGCAGCAACGUCCCAGUGUGCCGUCACUGGACCGGCAGCGGACCGGCAGCGGACCGGCAGCGGACCGGCAGUCCACGCUGACUGCAGUGACGGGCGGCGGGAGGACGGCGUCUUCACCCAGAGUUCACAGGGGUCGUGGUCUCCACUCACACAGAAGACAGUGGAUUUUCCCUCCUGGUGCCAUCCCAUCUCACUACAUGCCACUGACCCCUCCCUGCCCCCCCCCCCCACCCCACCCCACCCCCCCUCAGUACCUUUGUUUAUCCGGUAUGCACAGACUGAACCCUUUUUACCCAGCAGCUCCUCUUGGCAUCACAUGUUCUUUGAGAAAGUGAAACGAACUCUAAUCUGAAGGUUGAGGCACAUUUUGUGCGUCUGAACCUCAGAUUCUGUAGAAACCUACAAAUCUUUUCUUCUUCUAUUUGGAUUUUUAGAUUGUUUCUGAUUGUUGCCCCGCCCCCCACGUCCCAUUCUUUACUUUGGUUUGUUUAUUUGUUUUUGUUUUUUUGCGGCGUCUCCUAAUGAAUUGGUGGCGUACCUGAGAGGUAUUUGCCCCCGGAGACGAUAAUAAUCAACAUAGCUAAAAACAGAAACUAUUGAAAUACCUGUAUGGAUUAUGUAUAGAUACCUAGCUUCAGAUAAAAAAAAAAAGGAUGUGGAUUAUAUCUUUUAUGGGAGAGACAUGGAUCAAUCAUUGUGUGCAUGCUCUGCACACAAGUUCCCUCACUCCAGAGGAGCACUUUGCAUAUUUCCAAUUGGAAAACCAUUUUUUUAAAAAGAGGAAAAGAAUGUUACAGUUGGCUGAGGUCUGGAUGCCGGCGUAGGGCCGACCAGAGAGUCAGGGGGCGUGUCAUCAAGGUGUGUUUUAAUGGCUGAUGAAAAGUUCAAUCCCGCUUUACUUUGUCAGUGUUGAUCUCCACGUGUGUCCGUUUCCUCGUCGCUGGUGUCGGGUCAGAGCCGGUCCCCCGGGUCCGAGUCCUGAACCAGGAUCAGUUCCUUCUCAAAACAAUCACGUCUGUUAUUUCUAAUGUCUGGACUCAAGGUCUUUGGAUCCCAAACAAAUCCACCAUCAGAACCACUCUGGUACUGGCGCACUGAUACACAGACCCAACACAGGUCCCGGGUCCCAGUCUCAGACACGAUGCAAACCAGCGUCAUGGCGACUCGUCACAGCCACAGAAAACCCCGACAUGACAUUUCUUUUGAUUUGCACGAUUCAUCCACUGAACUGUUUGUCUGUUGAGAUGAGAUGUCCCAGAGUUCCUCCUGCGUCCUCCUGGACCGGGACGUGUCCUCCUGGACCGGGACAUGUCCUCCUGGACCGGGAUAUGUCCUCCUGGACCGGGACGUGUCCUCCUGGCCUGAAGGAGGAAACUGACUCCUGUGAUGGACCUACAGACGCUGACAGAUGAAAGGACGAACCUGAGCCAUGAGGAGAAACAGGAAGUCAGCAGCUGUGUCCCAGUUCAAAGAUGCGUCCUUCUUUUCCGUGACCCAACGUAUCCCAUGAUUCAUUGCAUGCCGGUAAUGAAAGCAGACGACACCCACAGAGAGCCUGAGGAUUACACUGUGAAAUGUUUCAGCUCAGUUCAACAGCGAACAGUCAAACUGUUAAAACCACGGACGUUGAAAAAAAGUUACGUGUUGUCAAGGUUGCUAGGCAACAGGAGUCGCAACAGCUGGUGAUGCACAGCGAAAGUCCUCCAUAGACCAGACCCUCUGAUUACGGUUCGUCCUUGGCGUUCUACGGCGGCUACGAACUGCCAUGCCUCGUAGAUCACGUCCUCCGAAAGGAUGCGGCCCCUGAACUGGGACACAGCUACCGACCCCCCCCCCACACACACACACACACACACACACACACACACACACACACACACACACACACACACACACAGGUCACAGGGGUCACUGUGAGGUUUCUGUUCCAAUAUUAGAAAUAGUCCGACAUCUGAAAGUAGCUGAAGGGUUUUAAAAGUCAGUAGGAAACCUCCUUAAGGGGGGGGGGGGGGGGGGACUGGUCUUAUAAUGUGGGUUAUUUACAAUCUGACACUGAAGUUAUUUCAUUAUUUACUUCUACUUAAAAAAAGACAUUUAUUAAACAUUUAUCUAUUAUUUUAUUCAUAUUUGCCAUCACUAAUAAACCCUCUGCAGCAACACAGUUCAUCCACAUCAGUAAAGUGACCUCUAGAACAAAGGUGGAGCUUGUUGCGGAUGGAGCUCAGAUCGUAUUAUAUUAUAUGCAAGUACCUUUUAAAGUGAAUUUAAUAAAUUAUGUAAAAAUCAAGAAAAUACGGUCAGACCUCAGAGGGUUAAUCUGUCAGCUGGAGGUUUGUUGGGACUUCAUCUGAACUGUGGCACAACAACAGCGAGGAGGAUGUGGGCCUCUCGAGUCUGAGCGUCGACACCUUUCAGUCCGUCGGUCUUCACCUGGACUGAUGGUUCAGUGUCGUAGGAUGAAGUCUGUCUGAGUCCAGUCAGGUGGUCUCACACACCUUCCGGCAGCCAUGUUGGAUUCCUCCAGUCGUUUGGGAACAUCUGCUCGCUGGCUUUCCGACCAAUCACGUCACUUCAUUCUGGACUCCAGCUGGGCUUUACUGUUCGCUAUGCUAACAUGCUAACAUCAGAUGCUAAUCAUUGUCCCCUGCUGCCUAGCUUGUCGACAUUGUCAUCGUGAGUGUGUUAGCCUCCUGCCAUUAGCAUUUAGCUUAAAGUGCUGCUGUGCCAAGUGACGCCACACACAGGAGCUAGCGUGGCUGUAGACUCUGUUGUCGAAGCUUCUCCUGCUGAAUGGAAAACAUCACAUUUAAAAAAGAAACUAUAGCACUUCAUGUGGAAGAGUGUGUGUGUGUGUGUGUGUGUGUGUGUGUGUGGUCGUAGGAGCUAGCAGCAGCAGUGUUCAUUUAGUUGUUUUGUUGAAUUAGCGCAGCAGCGAGUUAGCUAGCUAAGGCAGCUAACAGAGGUCCCGCUGGUUGCUCAUGAUCCUGAGGUUUGUUCUGAGCUGCGUCGGGGUCAGAGGUCAAAUCUGAAAACCCUCAUUCAUGAAGAGUUCAGUUGUUGCUCCAGCAGGAGAUUUGAUCACUGUGGCUGUGAUGAUGUUAAAUCGACCCUGAGCCUCGCUCUGUGUCUGGUUCUGUUUCCUGGUCUGAUGACACGCUCUGGUUGUGGGUGGAGCUGUCCACCACCUGCUCGGCGGCCGGUGGUGUGUUCUGGUUCAUCACGUUGUGUGUUUGAGGAAUCCAGACCUGGCGUCGUAGCGGCCCGAUGACAAACAGGAAGACUUCGGCCACGACUAUGAAACUACCUAGGAUUAGAUUCAGAGAUGUAAACUGGAGUUUACACUUGGAAAACAUCGUUUUUGUUUAUUAUAUAAAAAAAAACACGGAUCAGUUUUCCCUUUGGUGGAACAGUUGAAAUUGGAUGUAGAGAUAUAUUUUCAUGAAUUUUUAAUGUCUGGAGUGAAUUUUUACUUUACAAUGUUUUCAUCAUGCUUCUCCUUUUGCAGCUGGAGAAAAAAAAGCUCCUGUCUCUCUUUUGCAGAUGCAUCCUCUCACCUUUGUAUUCGGACUGCAGAUUCUUUUCAAACGUCAGUUUUUAGAUUUCAAAAGUCAUUUCUUUUACUGAUGUCUCAAUUGAGUUCUGUUUUCUUUCUAUUGCAGUUUAAAAAAAUAAACAAAUGUAUUGACUAUGAAAUAAAUGACACGAUAUUUGCUAGGUUUGAAGUAAUAAUGACUUAUUGUACAUAAGCAUUUUUUCCUCCCUUGUACUGAAAAAAGAAAUUAAAUGGUUGUAUAUUGUGUAGAAAAGCAAACAAAAAGCCAUGAAUAUUGUGAAGCUUGUCAUUUCGUUUUGUGAUCACUGUGUAUUAUUGUGUAACUAAUGUGCAAAAUGUUUGGGAUUCUUUUUUCCCUCCUCUGCUUGUUGAAGCGGUCUCCCUGGAUGCAUUCGCUUUGGUUCUGGACUCGUUGGUUUGCAGGAAGGUGCUGAUUGGUUCAGACAGGCGGCGUGUGCAGAGCUGACUGUUUCUUACAGGAUGGUUUCCUGAUAAAAAAGCACUUUGCAUGUGUCACUGAGAGAGUCCAGUUAGAUGGACCCUCCUGAUCUCGUGGUCUGAUCCGGGAUCAGUUGGCCUCUCACUAAAAGAUCCCUCUCACACGUCCUCACAUUCAGGCUGCCAUUAGUUUCCUGUGAUCCACUAAGACUAAAUCAGGUCUCCAGGGUCCUGGAGAGUCCGUAGAACACUGGAGACGGUUCUCAGCUGUUCACAGGGACUCGGGUCAUCGCUCAGAGACCUCAAAUACCUGGACAAGUACAAGCCAAACCACAGCGUCAGUGUGCUAGCAGGUGAACCAACCAUUAAAUGUCCCAAUGAAGUGAAUCAGAUCUGAUAAAGAUGUUUUCAUGAGUUGUAGUAAACAGCUCGUGGUUCAGUCUGUCGCUGAGACUCUCGCUCUCUCAUGAGGAAACACUAUUGGAGAAAAAAAUACAUUUUCUUGGCUCUAAAUUUUCCCGCCAUGUGUCAGUGUGUGUGUGUGUGUGUGCGUGCGUGUGUGCGUGCGUGCGCGCGCGUCAGUGAACCCUGUUUCCGCUUGACCCUGAACCAGUGAUCACUCUUCCUGCUGACACCGACAGACAACACGUACGGUCCUCUACUGUUUGGCUUUAUCUUCUAUUAGUUGUUGCUAACGCAGGGAAACAUUUAAUUGCAAAAGCAGUUUUAUGAGUUUUUGAUUUACCUGUAGAAGCGUUUCUUUUUGCAUAAUGUUGACAAUGUUGAAAUAAACACCUGGGAAGCAGAAACAAGAUGAAAUCGACCGGAGAUUAAUUGAAGUCUUUUUUGUUUUGCUUACAUCAAUCCUGACCUUUUGCACAUACUUGAUAUUUAACGGUCUUCAAAAAAGUAAAAGAAAAUAAUGCUGUUUGAAUACUGCCAGUUGAUUGACAAUUAUGCAUUGAUUGAAAAAAUAAGCUAAUUUUGGAGGAAAUAACUUUGUAAUAUUUAUCUCUUGCAAGCUAUGUUUAAUAAAGGUUGAAACAAU
Molecule: messenger RNA, 8802 nt
Organism: Seriola aureovittata
Lineage: Eukaryota; Metazoa; Chordata; Actinopteri; Carangiformes; Carangidae
Gene: gatad2b
Product: GATA zinc finger domain containing 2B
Exons: 11
Coding region: 677-2770 (697 amino acids)
Biological process (GO): negative regulation of transcription by RNA polymerase II
Cellular component (GO): NuRD complex
Molecular function (GO): sequence-specific DNA binding
Source: RefSeq, a predicted model, not a curated record